AAGGAAGCGGGCACGGUGUGUCGGUGUACGUUCGCCGUGAGCCGACCAAGUGGGUUUGCUGCAGCCUCCAUCUGAUGCCGCUUGCUUGUCUGCUGCUGCUGCUGCCUUGAACCACACGUGCUGCGGGACUGUUUACCGGCCUCCAUCUGAGUUUUGUGCAGUCUGGAACUCGCCCCGCACCGAAAUUUCCGUAUCCUGCAGCCAUCUUGAUGCCAGACUGAAGUACUCGGUCAACUUUUUUUUCCCCCAUCGACCUUUGUAGGGCAGUUUUCUUGGCGUGGGAUUACGGAGGCCUCUGAUGGUGGUGGUGGUAUGUUUUUCUUGAAUAACUCCUUGGUUACUGGGCGAGUUCUGGCCAGGCUUGUGAGUUGGGAACUUCGGCAUUGUUUGUGGAAGUUUUGACUGCUGCUGCUGCUGAGAAAGAAACUCGCCACGCGAUAGCACAGCUGUGACCCGCGUGAAGUGGUUGCACGAAGCACGUCAGCCCCGGGAGCGCACGCGCUGGUCACAAACUUUCAUUUUAAAAAGAAACUCGUGUUGGCUGCCUUCCCAUCCUUUGACGUGCAGUCGUGCCCAGACUCCGCGCGUGCACUUCGGGGAGCGCCGCCGUCUGAGUGAGCGAGAAGGGUAGCGUAACCUACCACGUGCGCGGGGUGUGGUGAAUGUGAAAUCCACCCGGCGUCUUGUGCUACACAAGCAUGUCGGAAACAGCCUCCACGCCACCCAUACAGCCAGGUGGCAGAGGACCGGCCCCACCCCUCCCAGAAAAGCCCCCUUCCGUCGCGGAGAGAACGCGCUUACUUCGCUCCAGCUUCCGGAAGGACGAAGGCGAGAAGCCGAGGGUGCCAGACAACCGGGCCCACAGUAACGCCGUUAGUGGUGGUGGUGGAGGUGGUGGUAGUGGUGGUGGCAGUCUUGCCGGCGUGUCGCCGUCGCAGCCUGAGAAGCCGGUCGUGACCACGCCUCCGGGGUCUGUGAACGGAUCAGAACGAUCGCCAUCCCCUGGGUCAGGGGCCACUGUACCGAAGGGCAGCGUCGCUGCUUCGCUUGGAGGAGACAAGGCUUCCAUGGAUGCUAACAAAGAUCAGAACGGGAAAGGCGUUAUAAAUGCGGCCAAGAGGGACGCCUUCUUCCGUCACGCCACUGACGCGCCCCCUACCGUAAAGUUCGACCCCGGCGCGCGCUUUGGCCACGAGCGCGAGCGAAUGAAGCCGGAGAAGGAGCAAGUACAAGUGGAAAUGGAGAAAGAGAAGGAGAAGGAGAAGGAACGCGACCGGAAGUAUGGAGCGGAGACCAGAAAGGAGUUGGAAGGUUAUGUCGGCUUCGCCAACCUGCCCAACCAGGUCUACCGCAAGUCUGUCAAGCGCGGCUUUGAGUUCACCCUGAUGGUUGUAGGUGAAUCAGGACUCGGCAAAUCUACCCUGAUUAAUUCACUUUUUCUGACAGACCUGUAUAGUGCUGAGUAUCCAGGUCCAUCUCAUCGCAUUCAAAAAACAGUAAAGGUUGACACAACCCAAGUGACACUCAAAGAAAAUGGUGUCCAGCUGAAAUUGACCAUUGUGGACACACCAGGCUUUGGAGAUGCAGUUGAUAACAGCAAUUGUUGGCAGCCUGUCAUAGACUUUAUUGACAGCAAGUAUGAUGAAUACCUCAAUGCUGAGUCACGGGUGAACCGCACAAUAAUGCCUGACACUAGGGUGCACUGCUGUCUGUACUUCAUUGCUCCUACAGGCCAUGGACUGAAGCCCCUUGAUGUGGAAUUCAUGAAACGCCUACAUGAUAAAGUGAAUAUCAUUCCCAUGGUUGCCAAGGCAGACACACUCACACCAGAUGAAUGUCGAGAGUUCAAGAAAACUAUCUUGAAUGAAAUCGCGCAGCAUAAAAUAAGAAUAUACGAGUUUCCAGACUGUGAGGACGAGGAGGAGCUGAAGGCACAAAAGAGACUCAGGGACAGAGUACCGUUUGCUGUUGUGGGAAGUAACCGUGUCAUUGAGGUUGGAGGCAAGCGCAUCAGAGGUCGACAGUACCCUUGGGGUAUUGUUGAAGUGGAGAAUCUGGAGCACAACGAUUUCAUUGGACUCCGCAACAUGCUCAUCAGAACACAUAUGCAAGAUCUGAAGGAUGUGACAAAUAAUGUUCACUAUGAAAAUUUCCGCUACAACAAGCUGGCACCUGUAACAGCUGAAGGCAAGGUUAAACCUGGAUCUCUCACCAAGGAUCCCCUUACUCAGAUGGCAGAGGAGCAGCAGGAGCACAAUUUGAAGAUGAAGAAGAUGGAGGCAGAAAUGGAGCAGGUCUUUGAAAUGAAGGUCAAGGAGAAGAAACAGAAACUGAAGGACUCUGAGGCAGAUCUCCAAAAACGAUCCGAGCAGAUGAAAAAGAGCUUAGAGCAGCAGCAGCGAGAGCUGGAUGAGAAGUGGAAAGCUUUUGAGCGUGAAAAGUCUACCUGGGAAGAGCAGUGGGGUGAGAGGAGGCGAUCACUUGAGAAUUCAAAAGAGGCUUUGCCCAUUUUGCUGAGUUGCUGGUACCCUAAAUGAAGAUAAACAGCGAAGUGGCAAGAAAGACAAGAAACGGUUAUUCUAAAACCAGGAAACUUUAAAGACAAAGAAAACAAAUUCUUGCACUUUACCUCUCUUUUGCUGAAGAAGACAGAAAGAUGCGAAGACACCACUUCGCCACGAGCCUGUUAUUCCUGGAACAAAGUCCAUCAGUUGUGCAGUGUUUUGUCUUCCACCAAAGCACGUCUGUUGGAAAGGCUUCAUCCUAUACAAGGGAUCAAAAUUUCAUUUAUAUUACUUUGAGACUGAACUCGCUUGUUCUUUGGUUAAUAUGAUGGCACCAUUUGCCUUUUCCCCUUUCUACUUAAUGUGCCGAGACUUGUGCAGUGUUUGUCUGAUCCAUGUUUUACAACAUAUACAAAGUUUGUGCACUAUGUGAGCAAGUCCUUAUAAUCAUGUGACUACGGCCACCUCACAUAAUAAAUGUUGUGUAUCCAAGCUUGCCUAACAAGGGUUUGACCUGCUCAAAAUAUUAUCAGAUGCCUAGGUUGGUUUAGCUAUGUUAACAUUUCCAAGGCUGGGCACUUGUUAAGGCAAGAGGACUUAACUAUGGGAACAGUGUAUGUGUAUUUUGAUCACAUUCAUUCUUUUCUUUUUAACUCUGUGAAAAUUUAGAAGUUAAGUGGGAGUGCUUUGCCUUCAAUAAUUAAUGAGUGGGAGGAAUAGUGCUGUAGUAGUGUGUUUUGAUAUCUGUACAUUGUGCAAGAUAAAUGCCACUUAGAAAAAAGGAUGAAACCCAUGAAUCAUUUUUGUACCAUCUGGCCACAGUAUGGCAGCAUCAUUAAACAUCUCUUACCAAUGUAAGGCUUUCUUUUGGUUGUGCUCUCAAAACAGCUCUCUGGUUUUCUAGAAACAUUUUUUAGCGAUUCUAGCUGGCAGCUGGACAGCAAGCAGUAAAUUUGAUUCGACUGUUGUACAUUAGUGAGUUGUUGUGUGUAAAAUCUUGCUUCUUACAAAUUUCAGCAUUUCUUAUUAGGGGCUUGCCAGUAUGUUUUAUGUGAGUAGCUUGGUUUGCUUAGAAGUGUAUCAUCUUGUAUUUUAAUUAUUCAGUAAUAGAUUUUUCAGUCCACUGCACAAAAGGAAAUACUCUAUGCACUUAGCAUUGGAAAAAGAAUUAUAGAUAGAAUCAUUAAAGAUGUUGGGCCCAAAUUACAGGUUAUUUAUUAUGUGACUUUUGGUCACUUUACAUUAACACAGUAGCAGUCAGAAUUAUGCAGGAAAUAAUCUAGGUUGAGAAGGGUAAUCUAGGAAAGCAAGAGAGCUUAGGUUAAUGAACAUAUUGAAAUAAGUCAUAUCCAAUGUCAUCGUCGAAACAGUCAAUCUAUGUAAAGUCCAGUACUUUCAUCAUCUCA
Molecule: messenger RNA, 3910 nt
Organism: Pomacea canaliculata
Lineage: Eukaryota; Metazoa; Mollusca; Gastropoda; Architaenioglossa; Ampullariidae
Product: septin-7-like
Exons: 14
Coding region: 699-2537 (612 amino acids)
Biological process (GO): cytoskeleton-dependent cytokinesis; cilium assembly
Cellular component (GO): cell division site; septin complex; septin ring
Molecular function (GO): GTP binding; molecular adaptor activity; GTPase activity
Source: RefSeq, a predicted model, not a curated record